Molecule: messenger RNA, 4449 nt
Organism: Ceutorhynchus assimilis (cabbage seed weevil)
Lineage: Eukaryota; Metazoa; Arthropoda; Insecta; Coleoptera; Curculionidae
Source: the annotation of a GenBank genome assembly
GAUUUGUUCUACAUAUAGGCUAUGAGCUUGCUAGACUGACUGGGGGCUAGCUUCCGUAGAAAAAUGAAAGACAACCCAGAUUUCAAUAUUGAAUUUGUGGAGUAGAAUACAUUAUCGUCCGCCAACAUAAAUGCUUACAAGUGAACGAACAUCAGAAACAAAUUGUCGGCGACAUGUCGCGUUGUUAAUGCACGACCGGCCUAACCAGCCAUGAGCUAUAGAAAAAAGUUCGUCAUAUUGUCAAGAAACAAAUUCUUUUUUGGAAAAUAUAAUUAUCUAUCAAAGUGUUUCAUAAAAUAUGAAGUGGCCGGCAAAUCAUGGUAACAAAUCAAACCUUCAUUUUAUGCAGAUUCUAUUUUUUUUUCAACUUACUUUGGAACCGUUCAACACUGAACCCAACAGUGGGAACGAUAUCGCUAACUUUAUCAUCUUCGCUUUUGAAACUAUUCACUACCGUAGUUUUGCCACUAUUAUUCAAUCCCACCACUAAUACGUUAACUUCCCUUCUUCUCACCCCUAAGAAAUUGACUAGUUUUUGGAAUAAACCCAUUUUAAAUUAAUCAUUUUGCUACUGAAAAUUCAAUGUUCAGUUUUUGUAUUCAUAGAUGCGUUGCUAUAGCAACUCUGAACUAACAUUAGCCAGAAAUUAAUUUUUUUGUGGUCACCCUAUAGAAUGAAUGUUGGAGUUUAUUUUUUCAUUAGAACUGUUUUUAUUUAUUUAUUUUUUUCAUUAAAAAUGUGCCCUGGGUGCGACCAAAAAGUUUUUUAACACGGUAAACGGUAAAGUUCCUCGUAGCUGGCAACAUUGAGCAUCUGCGGUGACGUCAUUCGGGGUCAUAGACUUUUUUUUUGCUUGUGUAUCCUUGAAUACGACUACAAUCGCUGCAGUGGAUUUAGAUCAAGAUUUUUUGAGAAUAAUUGACUAAAUUGAGACAUAUUUUUUAAGGAAGAGUAAUAAGUGGGCAAAUGAAACUUACUGGUUCUGGCACGGUUCUCAUGUCGGUUGAACAGAGCCACAGAGCUAGAUGACAUAAGAGGUAAAAUUCAUUUGUAACCUAACCUCAUUUUUUGACAGUCAGCUAAUCUACUCCAAGACAUAUGUAAAUAAACCUUAUCUCUGUUUAUCACACAAAGAACAAGAAAAAUAAUACCAAAAUUUUCAAUGAACAUACCAUCUUCUUGAAUUCCAAACAAAAAUUUUAUCUUUUUUUCAAUUACUAGUAGGUAUAUCUGAUAAUUAUUAUUAUUGUGUGAUGGAGGAGCCCCAGGAACUUCUUGUAGACGUUACAGAGGAGAAAAUUCAAGAAAACCCCAAAAUUGAAUCGGGGGUUUUGAAGGAGAAAACCUCCUCAGAAAACUCAGAGUAUGAUAGUGUCGAUAGUUAUAGUGAUGAAGAGGAAGAACAACCACCGGUGACUAGGGCCAGGUCCAAAACAUCUGGAUUGGAUUCGCCGAGGGAUUCGCAUUCUGAAAAUGAGGGGAGUGUCAUUCUUGAACGAGAAGAAGGCGAUGGUCAAGAAAGCGUCCCACAAAAGAAAGUCGACGACGAUGAGGACAAAAAGAACCCCCAAUACAUCCCAAAAAGGGGCACAUUUUACGAACACGACGACAGAACUGCUGAAGAUUUAGAAGAACAAAGAGGAGAAGAAGAUCCUGCCAAAGUCGAACCUGAGAGUAAGAAAAAAGUGUGGCAGGAUAAGAAAGAGAAAUGGUCGCACGACAAGUUUGACGACCACGAACAAGCCCCAAAAAGCCGGCAGGAACUGGUAGCCAUUUACGGUUACGAUAUUCGCAAUGAAGAUGGACCCCCAAGGGCAAGAAGGCGUAGGAGAUAUGGUCGUGGUCCAAACAAGUAUACCCGUAACUGGGAAGACAAAAAUGCCUAUAGCAAACCGCCACCGGCUCGUCCCCAAAGAAAGCCCAAAAAUCCAACCAGAGAAGACGACGGAGAUAAGGAAGAAUUUCCGCCAUUGGGAGGCGCAGAACAAAACAGGCCUAGAACAAAAUCCAAAUCGUCAGAAUCGAAUCACGAUGAGCAUAUUAAGGAAAACGAUGAUGACAAAAAGCCAUUUGUGAAGCAAGAAGAAAAUAGAAAGUCUUUUGAGAGGCCGGAUGCGAGAAUUAAAGUCAAACCGUCACAGGAACAGCCACAACAAUUUAGGAGUCAUAAUAGUAAACAGUUUACAGAAAAUAAUUCAGAUCAAAAUUACAAUAGGUCGAAUCAUAUAACUAGAGCUGGAUCUGGUAGGAUAGUUAAGCCUACUAGAGAAAUUAAGGAUUCUGAUUAUAGAGGUUUCACAUCAAAAUCUAGGCAGCAACGAGGAACGCGUAGCGAAAAUCAAACGAUUUUACCUCCUCGUAAAAGAGAGACUGAUUUCAUACAGUCGCAAAAUUUCACGAAUAAAACUAAUCACAUUAAUCAAGUUGCUGAAUUGGAAAAAGAAAUUAACCAAUUAAAUAUUCAGGAUGGUGUCUAUAAAGGUAGCAACAGAAACAAUGCCCAAAACAGCAAUCAAAAUCGUCAAGGCAGCGGUCCGCCACGUCUACAAAAUUCCGAGCAACAGAAAAGCUCCAAACGGUACAGCUCCAUGAGGCAAAGGUCCUUGCCUGAAACUAAUACUCCCCCAAUUCCGGCCAAUUUCAGUUUUUACCCCACUGAUUAUAAUUCGACUGCGCCUCCUCCGGCAACUCAACAAGCGUUACUUGCAGCUGCAAUUCCUCCUCCAGCUUUAGUGACGCCGCAGGUUCCUGUUACUGCAGCUCCUCCUCCUCUAUUACAGGCUCAAUUUGCUCCGCCGCCAACUUUCGCAGCUCCACCGCCGCCCCAAGCCUAUCUACAAGCAGCCCCGCCACAAUUCAUACCGCCCACGGCGCCACCUCAGAUAGUCAGCUACGUUACUCAGGCCCAACCCGCUUUUGUCCAGGGUUACCAGGGUCAAUUCAACGUCAACACAGUGACUCAGCCAGCUGAACUGUACCAACCUCAAGGCGGUAUAACUUACUAUUCGGCCGAUCAACAAAUCGCUCAGCGUUCGGUGCCGUUGAAACGGCCCAAAGCAGCCAUACCGAUAGUGGCUCCAACCGAUUUUCUAGAAAACAAAGAAAUGAGCGGCUUUUUUCAGGUUCAAAGGGAGGAAUUAAAUUAUAAUGCCGCUCCUGGCGAUACGCAUGAGGUGCAAGAAUGAGAUUGGCUGUUGGUUUAUGUGGGGUAUAAUGAUAGAUGAUAGUUGGAUUUAAUUUUUUAGAGUUGGUUAUGGAUUUGAACAAAAUGGAGAAUGUUAACCAAUCAGGUUCUUCAGAAACAGAUCUUUGAUUUUGUUAGUCCAUGAACAACUUUUCUGAGAACUGCUUUAGUUUGCUUUUUAUAUUUUUUGAUUGAUCAUUUUUUGUGUUUGAAUUAUUUAAAUUAUCUUUGUUUAUUAGUUUUAUAAAGGGUGGGCCCAUUUUCAUGGCUCAUUUUUUAUGAAACUAAAAUUUAAGAGAUAUCGUCAAUAAUGAUAAAAAUUUAUAUUUAUUUAUUGUGCUUUUUUAAGAGAUUAAGAUUAUUUUUCAAUUUUUAAUUACAUACAGGGCGUUCAUUUCAAAACUUGCCACUUACGUUAUCAGCGUAAACAGACAGAUUCCUGGAAAUCGCCGAAACAUGUCAACAAAUUUAUUGAGGGAAAAGGUUUUUUUAUGUAAAACUGGACUUCGCCCCUUCAAAUUUCUAUGCCCUAGAGUAGCUACCACUCCAAAAUUUUCAACUGAGACGGGCAAUCGAGUGAUAGAUCAUUUUAAAGGGCUGUUUAAUCUGCACAUUUUGCCGUCCUAUAAUUUAAAUUUGACUUAACUGUUGCAGAAUAACACCCAUUUCAAUAUUUGAAAAUUCCUAUUUAUCCUUAAACACAGUUGCUUGUUUACCUGUUGCCAUAAUAAAAAGGUAGGUAAAGAUGCAGGUGUGUUGAAAGAAAAAUAGGGAUUUUCAAACAUUGAAAUGGGUGUUAUUCUUCAACACUAAGCUCAAAUUCAAAAACUAGGACUGCAAAAUAUGCCGAUUAAACAGCCUUUUAGAAUAAUCUAUCACUCGACCCCUUGUCUCAUUUGAAAAUUUAGGGUGGGUAGCCCUGGUUAGGGGGUUGAAGAAAGUCCAGUUUUACGUAAAAAACCUUGCCCCCCCCCAAUAAAUUUGUUGACAUGUUUCGGCGAUUUCCACAAAUGUGCCUCUUAACGCAGAUAAUAUGGGUGGCAAGUUUUGAAAUGAAAGCCCUGUAUAUGUUAUAAUUCUCAUGAAACGACAUUUUAUAAUUAGAUAGUAUAUUCGAAAACUAAAUUAUUAAUAAUUGUUAGCUAAGUGUACACAUCCCUCCCAUUUUUUAUUUCGAAAUUGUUAGGUUUCUUAACAAGAAUACCACAUUUAGCAUCAAAAAAAUUAUUUCAUCCUUUUUCUAACAAACCUAUUUUUGAAAUUAU